AUAUUAUAUAAGAUUCUUUGAAGACAGUAUCCUACACUAUAGCGACACUUGGGUCCAUUGAAACACAACAAUGGCUGCAACAUUCAUCUCUCGCAUCUCUCUUCUUCAACCAAACCCUUCUCUCUCUCUUACACCCCAUCAGUCUCCAUUAACCCACCAACAACAACUUCCCUCAAAUUUACGUUUUGUGGCUAAAAGGGCAAAAGGGGUUGUGCUAAAAGCUUCUUCAGGUGUAUUGGAAGUCAAUUCCAAGCAACCCUUUUCAGUUGAAAAAUCUAAUGAUCCAAUUGUUGUUAUUGAUAACUAUGAUAGCUUUACGUAUAAUCUUUGUCAGUAUCUGGGAGAGUUAGGAUUUCACUUUGAGGUCUACCGAAACGACGAGUUGACGGUUGAGGAGUUGAAAAGAAAAAAUCCAAGAGGAGUGCUGAUAUCACCUGGACCAGGAACACCUCAAGAUUCAGGCAUAUCUUUGCAAACAGUUUUGGAACUUGGACCAACUGUACCUGUGUUUGGUGUCUGCAUGGGAUUGCAGUGCAUUGGAGAGGCUUUCGGCGGGAAAAUCGUUCGCUCUCCUUCUGGUGUGAUGCAUGGAAAAAGUUCUCUGGUUUAUUAUGACGAGAAAGGAGAAGAUGGAUUACUUGCUGGACUAUCAAAUCCUUUCUUGGCUGGAAGAUAUCACAGCCUUGUAAUUGAAAAGGAGAGCUUUCCUCAUGAUGAACUUGAGGUAACAGCAUGGACUGAAGAUGGUCUCAUAAUGGCUGCUCGCCACAAGAAAUAUCGGUAUUUGCAGGGUGUUCAGUUUCAUCCAGAAAGCAUUAUAACUCCUGAAGGCAUGACAAUUGUCCAUAAUUUUGUGAAGCUUAUAGAGAAAAGGGAGGCUGCUAGUUCUUGAAACAAUGCUGAAUGCUUAAAAUAGUUUGAAGUUAUAUGUAAACCAAAUAAUUAUUUUGGUAACCUGUUUGUCAACUAGUUUACAAUUUUAAGGUCAUGUAAUUCAUUUGUUGAAAAAGCAAACAUUACAAAUAGUUCGAUUAAAUUACAGUUUUGAUCCGUAAUUAAAAAAAUAGUGAUAUGAUAUAUUUUUUCUUA
Messenger RNA from Cicer arietinum (chickpea), 1089 nucleotides. Its product is annotated as anthranilate synthase beta subunit 2, chloroplastic-like. Gene Ontology annotation, cellular component: cytosol. Gene Ontology annotation, biological process: L-tryptophan biosynthetic process. Gene Ontology annotation, molecular function: anthranilate synthase activity. The record is from RefSeq and is a predicted model, not a curated record. NCBI's taxonomy places the organism in Eukaryota, Viridiplantae, Streptophyta, Magnoliopsida, Fabales, Fabaceae.